CGUCACACGUAUGCCUACGCAAACACUGAUGUGUCUAUGGAAGGCGACUCGAGUCCUCACAGAAGUUGGUCCCCUAAACUUCAUAGCAACGAUGUUGCAAAUAAAAAACCGUAUCAAAUAUUCCUCAGUGGGCAUUGCUUCAUCCCGGUUGCUGUCGUCUGGACCUGUCAAGAAUCCCGUUUUGUAUUUGGACAUUGAGGCUGACGGUGAACCUCUUGGAAGAAUUAUCAUAGAGGUUAACGCAGAAGUAGUGCCCAAGACUGCAGAAAACUUCCGCGCACUGUGCACUGGGAAACCUGGUUUUGGAUACAAGGGUUCAGUGUUUCACAGAAUAAUACCCGAGUUCAUGUGCCAGGGAGGAGAUUUUACGAAUCACAACGGAACAGGAGGGAAAUCAAUCUAUGGCACUAAUUUUGCAGAUGAGAACUUUAAAUUGAAACACACCUGUCCAGGAACCUUGUCGAUGGCAAAUACAGGGCCGAACACCAACGGCUCGCAGUUUUUCAUUAGUACUGUUAAGACAGAAUGGUUGGACGGUAAGCAUGUGGUGUUCGGUCAAGUCACGGAGGGCAUGGAGGUCGUGACCAAGAUGGAGGCGUUCGGUUUGCACGACGGAGGCGUGCUCAAGAAGAUCGCCAUCGUCGACUGCGGGCAGAUGAACUGACAUUGUUCUUUUUCUGAUCAGAGGUGAAGGUUAAUCAAGCCAUUUCAAAUGGACCACCACCAGGGCACUGUACUCCUGGGACAAUCAGAACAAACACAGCGUUCGUCUUUUACUACAUUUCUAUUGAAGUUGCACGAAGGCGUAUCGAAAAAUGUUCACUCCAUACUUUCUCUUGAACUUUUGGCCCGCCGCACAGCGUUGGUCCUGAUAGUGUGCAACUAUCCAUCCCACUUUCAAUCAAACUUCCUGGAAAUGAGCCAAUUGCUUUUUUUAGAAACUGGACCUCUUCCUGUCCAUGAGGAAAGGAUGUGACAUCAUGCCUUCAAGUCCCAUUUAUCAGGAAGUGCUUGACUGUGUGUCAACUUAUUUAUCUUGACAUACUGUUUGUCAUACAUUCGCAAGCCAAUGUCUUGCAAUUUAAAGUUAAAAUCUACAACAAAUCUGUGGGAAAAUUCUAGAAAUGUGGACAGUUGCCUGAUUGGCCAGUGUAAGAUUAUUCAAUCGUUGUUCAUUGUUUUGAGAAGCCAGUUUGAAAUGUGUUUGUGUUUGUGGAUCAGUCCUUUACCUCGAUAGCUCGGAGGUACCUUUUGGCCUGACGGCGCCAGAGGCUGUUGCUGCUUAUCGAGCUAAUACUUAAUGAAAGUAAAUAAUGAAGCAACGUGAAAGAGCAGAAUCCCCUGCUCCUAAGCGAAACCAUAUGCACGCUGACCUUCCACCGUUUGUUUGAGUUCUACGAUUACAUUGUCGCCAUGGAGACAUUUUCCCAGUUCUCACUCUGUUUAAGUUAGCGAGAUGUUGUAACAAACUUGAUCUAAUUUGCGUCUCCACCCUCUGGUUAGGUUUGAGCUAUUUGGAAUGCAUGUAUAAUAUUGCACUGCGGAAACUUGGCAAGACAAAAGCAAGAGCAGCAGCCAAAUUUUAAGAGACAUGCAAAACAAUAACAUCUUUGUUAUGCUGAUUUGAACGCUGUUAAAGUCUAGAUUCUGUCAGUUUGGCUGCAUUCCAUUGCUGUCAUUUUCCUUUUUUUAUGUAUACAGAUCUAUCCUCGCCUUUC
Messenger RNA from Gadus morhua (Atlantic cod), 1718 nucleotides. It is a transcript of the gene ppifa, whose product is annotated as peptidylprolyl isomerase Fa. The transcript is spliced from 6 exons. Gene Ontology annotation, biological process: protein folding; protein peptidyl-prolyl isomerization. Gene Ontology annotation, molecular function: cyclosporin A binding; peptidyl-prolyl cis-trans isomerase activity. The record is from RefSeq and is a predicted model, not a curated record. Lineage: Eukaryota; Metazoa; Chordata; Actinopteri; Gadiformes; Gadidae. Bases 11 to 664 code for a protein of 217 amino acids. Gene Ontology annotation, cellular component: cytoplasm; mitochondrion.